This is a messenger RNA of Papilio machaon (common yellow swallowtail), 1293 nucleotides long. RefSeq names its product kynureninase (gene Kynu). The transcript has a single exon. The coding region runs from base 1 to 1248 and encodes 415 amino acids. The record is from RefSeq and is a predicted model, not a curated record. Gene Ontology annotation, molecular function: kynureninase activity; pyridoxal phosphate binding. Gene Ontology annotation, cellular component: cytoplasm. Gene Ontology annotation, biological process: NAD+ biosynthetic process. NCBI's taxonomy places the organism in Eukaryota, Metazoa, Arthropoda, Insecta, Lepidoptera, Papilionidae.
AUGGAUGGCAAUUUUAAAGAAGACGUUGAAUAUCCAAAGAUGUUAGACAGACUAGAUCCUUUGAGACAAUUCAGACAAAGAUUUUAUCAGACCAAAGGAGAAAUUUACCUUUGUGGUCAUACCCUCGGAUUGGCUUCGAUAGACGCCGAGAAAAGUUUAAACCAUCUUUUGGAACUUUGGAAGAAAGAAGGCGUUAGUAUUUGGAUGAAAAAUAACCGAAAAUAUGUUAAAUAUUCAAGUCUCCUGGCUGAACUAAUUGCCCCUUUGAUAAAGGUACAGCCGAAUGAAAUUGUUAUUUCUGGAUCUUGUACCUCUAACAUACAUGUAGCUAUGUGCACACUGUACAAACCGACAAGUAAAAAAUAUAAAGUAUUAGUUGAUGAUAUUAAUUUUUCAUCGGACCGGUACGCCGUCGACAGUCAAGUCAGAUUAAAAAACUUAGAUCCCCAAGAUGCAGUCAAGGUCGUUCAUUGUCAAGGAAGUUUUAUGGACGAAGAUCUAAUCAUAAACUCAAUGACGGAAGAUGUCGCUUUACUCCUCCUACCCGUUGUUUACUACAAGACAUCGCAAGUUUUAGAAAUGAAAAGAAUAUGUGAGAAAGCGAACGAACUUGAUAUUAUUAUCGGAUUGGAUAUAAGUCAUGCGAUAGGUGUAAUAGACCUAGAUUUACAGGUUUUAAACAUAGAUUUCGCCGUCUGGUGUACUUAUAAAUACCUAAACGGAGGGCCAGGAUCUUGCGCUGGUUUGUACAUUAACAAAAAACAUUUUCAUUUAAUGCCAGGUCUUGCUGGCUGGUACGGCAGCAAGGAUGAAACAAGAUUGCAGUUCAAGCAGGAAUUUGACCAUCAGAAAAAUGCGAACGGUUGGCAAAUCGGAACUCCUUGUUUGUUUUCAAUGGCGUCUUUGCAAGGUUCACUCGAAAUAUUCAAUGAAGCAGGAAUAAAAAACAUAAGAAAGAAAUCCUUACAUAUUACGGCAUACUUAAUGUAUCUUAUCGAUAACAAGCUAGUACGUUACGGAUUUAGUGUGGGCAAUCUUAGAGAAGAUGAGAAGAGAGGAGGUCAUGUAUGCGUUGUACAUGUGGAUGCUCGAAGAAUUUCAUUAGCAUUGAAAAAUCGUGGUAUUGUGACAGACUUCAGAGAACCUCACAUAAUGCGAGUGGCUCCGAUUGCCUUGUAUAAUACUUAUGUACAAGUUUAUAAAUUUGUUGAAAUUUUAUUGGAUAUUAUGAAGAGUAAGACGUAUUAACGUAAUUCAGAACUAUAAAACUAGCUGUCGUCCCCGCGGAAUUAA